Molecule: messenger RNA, 1913 nt
Organism: Elaeis guineensis (African oil palm)
Lineage: Eukaryota; Viridiplantae; Streptophyta; Magnoliopsida; Arecales; Arecaceae
Product: UDP-glycosyltransferase 74F2
Molecular function (GO): quercetin 7-O-glucosyltransferase activity; quercetin 3-O-glucosyltransferase activity
Source: RefSeq, a predicted model, not a curated record
AAAGACUUGCUGAAGAAGAGAGGAGUUAGCGGUGGGGAAAGAAAAGAACAUAGAAAAGAUGGCAUGCAAGGCCCAUGUCCUUGUACUACCCUACCCUCGCCAAGGCCACAUCAACCCAAUGCUCCAAUUUGCCAAGCUCCUAUCCCACAGAGGCCUCAAGACCACCCUUGUGCUCACCGUCGCCACAACAAAGUCCAUGCAUGGAGAACUUAGCUCGGUGGGCAUCGAGACCAUCUCCGAUGGCUACGACGACGAACACGAGAAGGAGAAGGACACCACAGAAGCCAUCCUGCAGCGGCUCCGGGCCGUCGGCUCCCGGACCUUAGCCGAGCUGAUCGAGAGGAUGAAGGGCUCGGGGCAUCCGGUGAGCUGCAUCGUGUAUGAUGCGGUCCUUCCUUGGCCAUUGGAUGUAGCCAGAGAGCUGGGCGUGCUCGGAGCCGCAUUUUUGACUCAGCCAUGCAUCGUCGACGCCGUCUACUACCAUGUGUACCGUGGGUCGCUGGCGGUGCCGCUGGUGGGCUCUACGUUUCGGUUGACGGGGUUGCCGGAGAUCGGAGCUUCCGAUAUGCCAUCUUUUGUUUCGGUGCCGGGUUACAGUCCGACUCACUUGAAAAUCCUUGUGAACCAGUUCUCCAACAUGGAGACUGCUGAUUGGGUACUUUGCAACACUUUCCAGGAGCUGGAGAAUGAGGUGAUCAAUUGGAUGGCAAAUUACAUGCCAAUGAAAGCGAUUGGACCAAUGGUCCCAUCUACAUGCAUAAAUGAACACUUGGAUGGAGACAAAAAUUAUGGUGUAGACCUAUGGAAAGCAAACGGUGGAGUCUGUAUGAACUGGCUUGAUAAAAGAGAACCUCAGUCGGUUGUGUACGUAUCCUUUGGAAGCAUUUCAAAAGUAGGGUCAGAGCAAAUGGAGGAAUUGGCAUGGGGGUUGAGCAAGAGCAGCUACUACUUUUUGUUGGUAGUGCGAACAGUGGAGGAGGAUAAACUUCCAACCAAAUUUAUGGAAGAGACAAAGGAGAAAGGAUUGGUAGUGCCAUGGUGCCCACAACCAGAGGUAUUAGCCCAUAAGGCAAUUGGAUGUUUUGUGACGCAUUGUGGGUGGAAUUCAACCUUGGAAGCAAUAAGCCUCAGCGUGCCCAUGGUGGCGGUGCCGCAAUGGACCGACCAACCGACGAAUGCCAAAUGUGUGGAGGAUAUUUGGAGAGUGGGAGUGCGAGCAAGAGUAGAUGAGAGUGGGAUUGUGAGAAGGGAUGAGAUAGAAGGAUGCAUAAAGAUGGUGAUGGAAGGGGAAAAGGCAAUAGAAAUCAAUGGGAAUGCAAGGAAGUGGAGGGAGCUGGCUGUGAAGGCAUUGAUGGAAGAUGGACCUUCUAACAAGAACAUCAAUGAUUUUGUAGCUAGAGUAGCAACUAAAAAGGACCUGAAGACCAUAACUUUAGCUUCAUGAAAAUUUUCAGAUUGAAUGAUAAGUAACAACACCUAUCAUUUCCAUGUAACAUGAAGUUUAUGAUGACUUGUUGGAAGCUGCUUGUCAUCAGAAAAGGGCAUUUCUGCAAGCUCCAUAUUUUGCCAAUAGGUAUUCCUUUAAAUUCUUAACAUUGCGUAGUUUUCUAACAGUCAGCAGGAUGAGUCAUCUUGAGAGUGUUUAGAUGAGAUGCCUCAUUGGAGAUAAAAUGUUUCCAAUCAUUCAGAAUUAAUGUGUAAAGGAAAGCUGAGGGGUUUCAGGUUCUGCAUGAUCGGUGCUUAGUGUGAUGCGAACACCUUCAAUAUUAGCAUUUUUUUUGUUUUAAUUUUUGUGCACCAAUUAUUACCGUAUUAUCACCUCUGGAAGAAAUCUAUCCGGCUAUCAGAACAAUAAUCUAAGGCAGAGAGAUGGUUACCAACCAGCUGAGCUACCACCUUUUGGCCAUAAUGAA